Molecule: messenger RNA, 1227 nt
Organism: Acanthocheilonema viteae
Lineage: Eukaryota; Metazoa; Nematoda; Chromadorea; Rhabditida; Onchocercidae
Source: the annotation of a GenBank genome assembly
AUGUUAUUUUUGGAUGCAUUCUUGAAGGGUCUGAAACCUCAGUUCGAUGAUGAUGCCAUCGAUCGUCUCAAUUAUUACUACACACCUUUACUACUUAUUAUUUUUGCAUUAACACUUAGCGCUAAACAAUAUGUUGGACAACCAAUUCAAUGUUGGAUUCCGGCCCAAUUUACCGGUGCUUGGGAACAAUACAGUGAAAAUUAUUGUUUCAUACAAAAUACUUACUUUUUACCACUGAAUCAUUAUAUUCCACGUGAUUUACAAGAGCGUGAAGAACGAGAAAUUGGUUACUACCAAUGGGUGCCAUUCAUAUUAGGCCUACAGGGCAUUUUAUUUUAUCUGCCAUGCCUGAUUUGGCGACUACUUAAUUGGCAAUCAGGAAUAGCCCUAAAAGGUAUUGUACUAAUGUCUCAGGACGUAAACAAUAUGCAAUCCGAUAAGCGUAAAGAUUCUGUGACUGUUGUAGCUACACAUAUUUAUGAUUCACUGAAAACACAACGAAAUUUGAUACGUAACAGUCCAAUAUCGUUCUUUUUACGUAAGGGAGCAUAUUUAACAAUACUGUAUAUGUCGGUGAAGUUUAUCUAUCUUGUGCAAGCUAUUACACAGUUUGUCUUAUUAAAUAAUUUCCUUGGUACCCAUUAUACAUUUUGGGGUUUCGAAAUCCUUCGUGAUUUGGCAAAUGGCCGCGAAUGGCAAGAAUCGGGACAUUUCCCGAGAGUAACUAUGUGUGAUUUCGAUGUUCGGGUACUGGGCAACAAACAUAGGCAUACUGUUCAAUGUGUUCUAAUGAUUAAUAUGUUCAAUGAAAAAGUGUAUUUGUUUUUGUGGUGGUGGAUACUGUUAGUGAUCGUAUCAACAAUGGCUUCCCUAAUAUAUUGGUACUGUAUGUCUUUCAUUGAAACCCAGCAAUAUUCGUUCAUUGCUCAGUACUUGGGUGUUUAUGGACUUUUGGACGGAGAAGCGCACAAUGUUUUGGAACAUUUUGUUAAUCGAUGUUUACGAAAAGAUGGCAUUUUCAUCCUUCGACUUAUAGCAGCAAAUGCGGGAGAUUUAAUUACAACCGAUAUUGUCGCAGCUUUAUGGAAGAAUUAUCUUGAUGAUGAAAAGAAACGUGCGGCCUUGUCACCAUCUUCACCACCGCCACCAACUUUAACUCACCCCGAAACGUCUAAGUUAGAUGAUGUUGAUGCUGGUGAUAGUUUUCGUGAAGAAUUUUACCACUAA